AUGGAUAGAGUGAACCGGGUUUUAAACAUCGUAAGACAGAUGUCUCCCAGGAAAAGGGAAAGAGUGUCUCAUUGGGAGGCGGAGAGCCCGGAGACCUGCGAGGAGAGUCUGUGCUCUCUCAGCCUUUGCAUCAGCGAUGAUGGGCCGUACUCUAAGGGGAACAAGGACUCAACGGGGCCAGACAACUCACUCACAUCCAGAAGACAAAGCAUCCCAGAACUGCGUGGGGUUACACUGGUUGAGCUGAUUAAGAAGGAAGGAAGCACUUUAGGUCUCACCAUCUCGGGCGGAACAGACAAGGAUGGCAAACCACGCGUCUCCAACCUGCGGCCGGGUGGACUGGCGGCUAGGAGCGAUCAGCUCAAUGUGGGCGACUACAUCAAGUCAGUCAAUGGGAUCAACCUGACCAAGCUGCGUCACGACGAGAUCAUCAGUCUGCUAAAAAACGUAGGCGAGCGCGUCGUGCUGGAAGUGGAGUAUGAACUGCCUUCACCUGCGCCAGACAGUACCUCAGGUGUUAUUUCCAAGACAAUCGAGAUCUGUUUGCAGAAAGAGGGCAACAGUUUCGGCUUUGUUAUGCGAGGUGGAUCCCAUGAGGACUGGCACAGAUCUCGUCCUUUGGUGGUCACACACGUCCGACCUGGUGGUCCUGCUGACAGGGAAGGGACCCUAAAAGCAGGCGAUCGGAUCUUAAGUGUGGAUGGUGUGGUUUUACACAGUGCUAUUCUGAGCGAUGCUCUUACAGUACUGACUCAGUGUGGCCAGGAGGCCCUGUUCCAGAUAGAGUAUGAUGUCUCCAUCAUGGACUCGAUGACAAACGCUUCAGGUCCUCUGCUGGUGGAGAUUGCCAAGGCGCCCGGAGCCAGUCUGGGAAUCACUCUGACCACUGCCAUGCACAGGAACAAACAGGCCAUCGUCAUCGACAAGAUCAAGCCCGCCAGUGUGGUGGACAGGUCUGGAGCGUUACACGUGGGUGAUCAUAUCCUGUCUAUAGACGGCACCAGCACAGAGCACUGCUCCGUCCUGGAGGCCACGCAGCUGCUGGCCAGCACUACUGAUCAGACCAAACUAGAGAUCCUCCCCGCACACCAAACACGCCUGCCUGGGAAACCCCAGGACACUGUGAAAGUUCAGAAAAGUGACCACCCGCACUGCUGGGACCCCUGUGUGAACUACUGCCAUUCUCAACAUCCUGGCCACUGUAAGACGUCGACAUGGACCUCUGCUUCCAGUAACCCAUCCAGUUCUCAGGAUUACUGCAAAUCGGUAGUCUGCACUAACUUCUCUCCUGGGUCCACAACCACAUCAGGCAUGACCAGCCAGGGUUCCAGCACGCUGCCCCGGGCUGCUCCUCCCAUGAGCCCACGGAACUCCAUGCUAAAGAGACGACAAAGGAAAAAAGAGCACAAAAGCUCCUCUGUGUCUUUAGCCUCAAGUUCUGUGGGCCCUGGUGGUCAGAUCGUCCACACCGAGUCCAGUGAGGUCACUCUGAGAGGAGACCCUCUAAAUGGGUUUGGGGUUCAGCUGCAAGGUGGAAUAUUUGCGACAGAGACCCUCUCUGCACCCCCUCUUAUCCGCUUCAUAGAACCGGACAGCUCGGCCGAAAGCUCAGUGCCCAGUAAGAAACCAGGAGAGCCUCUUAUCAUAUCUGACAUUAAAAAAGGCAGCAUGGCACACAGAACAGGAACUCUGGAGCCCGGAGACAAGCUGCUGGCCAUAGAUAACAUCCGUCUGGAGAACUGCUGCAUGGAGGACGCCGUCCAGAUCCUCCAGCAGAGCGAAGACCUGGUCAAACUCAAAAUCCGCAAGGAUGAGGACAACUCAGACGAGCAGGAGUCGUCCGGCUCCAUCAUCUACACGGUGGAGCUGAAGCGCUACGGCGGCCCGCUGGGCAUCACCAUCUCCGGCACCGAGGAGCCCUUUGACCCCAUCAUCAUCUCAGGCCUGACCAAGAGGGGUCUCGCUGAGAGGACUGGAGCCAUUCACGUUGGCGAUCGUAUUCUGGCCAUCAACAGCGUCAGUCUGAAGGGGAAGCCGCUCAGUGAAGCCAUACACCUGCUGCAGAUGGCAGGAGAAACCGUCACCCUCAAGAUCAAGAAGCAGACCGACACACCAGAUGAUCAAAAUAAAGAGAACGAUCUGGAUAACGAGCUCAGCGAUAACGAGGACGACAUGACCGACUCGCAGAAGACCAACAAACUGUCGGACAUUUAUUCCACCACCAUCCCCAGCGUGGAUUCGGCCAUGGAGUCGUGGGACGGCUCGGGAAUCGACGGCGGUUACAGCAGCCAAGGUGGCUACACGCAUCAGGCCGCUGGGAUUGCGCUACACCCUCACGAGUGGCGUAACAGCAAGCAGAGGAACAGCACACCUCCUCCGUCCCGCCACAAGAACUAUCCCUUCAGUGACGCGGGAUUCAGUGAGGACGACUGGGACAAAGCUGCCGGAUACAGCAGCCAGCCGCAUGCCGACGGCCUCAUGAUGGAGCAGGAGGACAGUUUCUGGUGCCAGGCCCUGGAAGACCUGGAGACCUGCGGCCAGUCCGAGCUCCUGCGCGAGAUCGAGGCGUCAAUAAUGACCGGCAGCGCCCUGAGUUUGGGUGUAGAGGGUGGAAAGGCCCACGGCGAGACGGUCAGCCAACCUCACCUCAGCCCUCUGAGAAAAGCCCCACAUCUCCUCAACGAAACCAAGAACAAGAGCACGCUCCGUAUGUCCGAGAAGACCUGGGAGUCACGGAGGAUCAAAGAAGAGAUCCAGGACAUCCUGUCGCCCACACCGUUAGAGCUGCACAAGGUGACUGUGAUGAAGGACCCAGAGAGCGAUGACUUUGGAUUCAGCGUAUCGGACGGGUUCUUGGAAAAGGGUGUUUGCGUGAACAUGAUCAGGCCUGAAGGUCCGGCGGACCGUGCUGGACUCAAACCGUACGACAGGAUCCUUCAGGUGAACCACGUGCGGACGCGAGAUUUCGACUGCUGCUUAGCUGUGCCCCUCAUCACAGAGGCCGGAGACAAACUUGAGUUGGUGAUUAGCCGAAACCCAUUAGCACAGCUGGGUGUUGCCCAGCCCCACGACUGCCAGCCACACUUCAACCCCGUAGGCCAUUCCCGUGAGCACCAGACCAGCACGCUAGACCUGUGACCACUGGGUAACUCAGACUAUGACCACACCGGACCAUUUGUUGCAACAGACUAUCAGAAGGAGCCAUGAUUCACUGGUUUCAUUACAAAACUCAAAUGAACUGAAAUAUCCAGAUUAUAAGGAGUGAUCGUGGAAACUGUACAACAAAAGAUUUGAGCCAGUUUUCAGUACAAAACUCGAAAGGAUCUGAGCCAGUUUUUUAAAAACAGAACAAAACAAAACAAAAAUAUUGGACUACUACAAUGCAUACACCAUACAUGGACUUCGCCCAUCAAAUUUUUUUUUUUUACUAUGGAGCCUAGCACAUGAUAUGGGGGGAAAAUAUUAAUAUAAUGGCCACAAAAUAAGAAUUAAUUCUCAUGACUUAUUCUCCAAGUUUUCGUAAAUCGUGGCCACAA
Sinocyclocheilus grahami is the source of this 3536-nucleotide messenger RNA. RefSeq names its product glutamate receptor interacting protein 2b (gene grip2b). Lineage: Eukaryota; Metazoa; Chordata; Actinopteri; Cypriniformes; Cyprinidae. Bases 1 to 3138 code for a protein of 1045 amino acids. The transcript is spliced from 23 exons. Gene Ontology annotation, molecular function: protein binding. The record is from RefSeq and is a predicted model, not a curated record. Gene Ontology annotation, biological process: neurotransmitter receptor transport, endosome to postsynaptic membrane.